Molecule: messenger RNA, 1643 nt
Organism: Clarias gariepinus (North African catfish)
Lineage: Eukaryota; Metazoa; Chordata; Actinopteri; Siluriformes; Clariidae
Gene: e2f6
Product: E2F transcription factor 6
Exons: 8
Coding region: 108-1337 (409 amino acids)
Biological process (GO): regulation of transcription by RNA polymerase II
Cellular component (GO): RNA polymerase II transcription regulator complex
Molecular function (GO): RNA polymerase II cis-regulatory region sequence-specific DNA binding; DNA-binding transcription factor activity, RNA polymerase II-specific; protein dimerization activity
Source: RefSeq, a predicted model, not a curated record
CUUCCGCUCGUAUCGAAGUGCGCGUUGCUCGAGCCCAGCGUGUGUAAACAAACAAGGCCGUUGACUGAUGUAGACAGAAAUAGCUGCGUUCGGUUUCCGACGUUAACAUGGUGAAGUGUGUGGUGCGAGGAUGCCAGAACCAGAGCGAGCUGAAACCGGGGGAAAUGCGCAACAAGCCCCGGAAGCGCUUCUUUAGCUUCCCCGCGGAUCAGGGCCGCGUUAGAGUGUGGCUGGCGGCGUUGCGGGAGUCGGGACGCUUCUCCUCUGAGCACAAGAUCUGCGAGGAUCACUUUCUGCCCGAACAUAUUACCACGAGCGGUAUUAGCCCGGAGGCCGUCCCCAUCAUGCCGCCUCUGGAGGGAGCCAUCCCGGGCUCGGACGACUGGACCUCACCGGUGGAGCCCGGCGAAGACCCGGUUGAAGUGGUGACUGAAAUUCCAGCAGAUGAAGAAGAGGACGAAGAUGAAUAUGAUGAUGAUGAUGAUGAUGAGGAUGAUGAAGACGAGGAUGAUGAAGAUGAAGAUGAGGAGGAAUAUGAAGACUCAGAUUAUACAGAAGAGGAGCAAUCACACAUGGAAGAAGAAGCUGAGAAAGAGUGGCUGGAAAGACUGCAAGAGAGUCUUAAAAAUUCCAUGGAAAAGAAAUGUAUUCCUGGAAAAAAGGUCCCCACUCCUCGCGCUGAGGUGACACUUGGACGGCUUACCAAACGCUUCAUGGACCUGCUCCACACAGCUCCAGAAGGAAUUCUUGACCUCAAUGAGGCCACAGAGAAACUUGGCACUCGCAAGAGGCGGUUGUAUGACAUCACCAAUGUGCUCAACGGUAUCAAGCUCAUCUCAAAGAAGUCAAAAAAUCAGAUUCAAUGGGUAGGUUCAUCUCCUAUAAGCUGUUUCAAAGGCCAAUGGAAGAAUAAGAUGAAGACCGAUCUGCUGAACCUAAAGACUAUGGAGGAGUCUCUGGACUGGCUAAUUAAAGACUGCGCACAGCAGCUCUUUGCCCUAACAGACCUCACGGAAAAUGCUAACUCUGCGUACGUGACGUACGAAGACAUCUGUCGGAUCCCAGCCUUUCAGGAUCAGACGGUGAUCGCCAUCAAAGCUCCUGAGGAGACCAAGCUAGAGGUUCCUACACCCACUGAGGACUGUAUUAAGAUCCACUUGAAGGGGUCAAGGGGUCCCGUCCAUGUGCUGACCUGUGAAACAAGUAGGACAGACGCAACCACGCAGUCUGAACAGCUUAAAAGCGGACAUUUCCUAACGCUGGAGGAGAGCAGGAUAGAGACGAAACCGCUUCUCACAGAUCUUCCUACCAUUUCCUCUGCUGUCCGGAGCGCAUGAAGUUCAGAAAGCAGUAAACAAUCUAUGGAACAGUCAAAAUUGUGUCAUGGACUACACCAAAUUUUUGACACAGUCAAACUGCUGAAAAUCUCCAGAAUCAUUUCUUUUAGGACCUGCUGCUGUACAAAUGUGAAAUAUGUUGAUAGGACCACAGAUUUAUAAGCUUUAUUUUUAUAUAAAUUACUCUGAUCUUACUAAAGUGUUUUCAAACAGUUUUUUGUUCGUAUUUGUACAAUAGGAAUGCAAUUUCCUGAGAUACAGUAGAUACUCAGAUACAGUACAGUUGAGAUAAAGUAGUAAAAAUAU